AUGCCUGGCUAUGGUCUGGGGGUUGGCGCUAAAUACAUGGAGACAAUGGUAGCUGGGUUCAGCGUGCACUCCACCACAGGUGACCCACAGUUUCAUUACGAGAAAGAGGAAGAAUCAGGAAUAAGCAUGAGGAAUUCUGGAGGCAGAGGUACAAUCAGAUCAGCUGUGAACAGCUUACAUAGCAAAUCUAAUAGAGCUGAAGUUGUAAUAAACGGCUCCUCAUCACCAGCUAUUGUUGACAGAAGUAAUGAAAGCGUCAAACACAACAUCCAGCCAGCCUCGUCCACAUGGAGGCACAACCAGACGCUCUCUCUUAGGAUCAGGAAGCAAAUUCUAAAGUUCUUGGAUGCCGAAAAGGAUAUUUCCGUCCUCAAGGGGACCCUGAAGCCCGGAGACAUUAUUCAUUACAUCUUUGACAGAGACAGCACGAUGAAUGUGUCCCAGAACCUCUAUGAGCUCCUCCCCAGAACCUCACCGCUGAAGAACAAGCAUUUCCGGACUUGCGCCAUCGUGGGCAACUCGGGUGUCCUGCUGAACAGCGGCUGUGGGCAGGAGAUCGACGCACACAGCUUUGUCAUCAGGUGCAACCUAGCCCCAGUGCAGGAGUAUGCCCGGGACGUGGGGCUCAAGACAGACCUGGUGACCAUGAACCCCUCUGUCAUCCAACGUGCCUUUGAAGACUUGGUCAAUGCCACAUGGCGGGAAAAGCUGCUGCAGCGUCUACACAGCCUCAACGGCAGCAUCCUGUGGAUCCCUGCCUUCAUGGCCAGGGGUGGCAAGGAGCGCGUGGAGUGGGUCAACGAGCUCAUCCUGAAGCACCGUGUCAACGUGCGGACUGCAUAUCCCUCGCUGCGCCUGCUGCAUGCUGUCCGCGGAUACUGGCUGACCAACAAAGUUCACAUCAAAAGACCCACCACUGGCCUCUUGAUGUAUACCCUGGCCACACGUUUCUGCAACCAAAUCUACCUCUACGGCUUCUGGCCCUUUCCACUGGAUCAGAACCAGAACCCAGUCAAGUACCACUAUUAUGACAGCCUCAAGUAUGGCUACACCUCCCAGGCAAGCCCUCAUACCAUGCCCUUGGAGUUUAAGGCCCUCAAGAGCCUCCAUGAGCAGGGUGCUUUGAAACUGACUGUUGGCCAGUGUGAUGGGGCCACGUAAGCUGGGCCCCACAUGGGACUCAGUGGCUCACAUUUCCUGCCAGCUACACCACAGGCAGAUGGGAGUCGGGGUGGCACAAAAAAAAAAAUAGGACAAGCAGGCUAGUGGUUUUCUUUGUUAAAGUGUAAAACAGUGACCAGAAUAUAUAUAUCUAUACCUGCAUAUAUAUAUUGACCUGAGUAUUUAUAACUGUGUGGUGUUCACCUAGCAUUAGGCAGAUAAGCCACAGGAAGAAGGUGUGGAGAACCCACCUGAACUAGAUUGAGACUCAGUCCAUCUUUGGAAGCGGAAGGACUUGACAUGAAAAGAAGCAAGUCCCAUGACUUUGGAUGAUAAACUGCCUCCUGGUUUGGAGGGAUCUUUGGGCUCAUGGACGAAUGGAGAGCCACCUCUUGUCAGCUGCCCCAAGCCUCUGGGAUUGUGGAUUCUGGGAGAGUCAAGACCCAGAGAGGAUACUUGACGCAGUCUAAAGCGGGUGCUGUUCACGGAGGAGAGGGAGGUUAGAGAGAGUUCAGUCAGGCAAAGGAGCACAAGGAAACCAAGCAGCAAGGGUCCCAUCAAAGCUGAGGGCCUUGUUCCACGAACUCAGAGUUUGACUGCCCAAGGGACAGACUACAGUUGACUCACACGUCCCAGAAAGGCCUCCAC
Messenger RNA from Carlito syrichta (Philippine tarsier), 1809 nucleotides. It is a transcript of the gene ST8SIA2, whose product is annotated as ST8 alpha-N-acetyl-neuraminide alpha-2,8-sialyltransferase 2. The transcript has 7 exons. NCBI's taxonomy places the organism in Eukaryota, Metazoa, Chordata, Mammalia, Primates, Tarsiidae. Gene Ontology annotation, molecular function: alpha-N-acetylneuraminate alpha-2,8-sialyltransferase activity. The record is from RefSeq and is a predicted model, not a curated record. Gene Ontology annotation, biological process: N-glycan processing; oligosaccharide metabolic process. Bases 1 to 1161 code for a protein of 386 amino acids.